Messenger RNA from Equus caballus (horse), 1094 nucleotides. It is a transcript of the gene CAVIN3, whose product is annotated as caveolae associated protein 3. Gene Ontology annotation, cellular component: caveola; cytoplasm. Gene Ontology annotation, molecular function: protein kinase C binding. Lineage: Eukaryota; Metazoa; Chordata; Mammalia; Perissodactyla; Equidae. The record is from RefSeq and is a predicted model, not a curated record.
GGGGAGGAGCCGGGGAAAGGCGGCCCCAGCACAGAGCACAGCCAGCGGCCGCGGGGAGAGAAGACUGGGCGAUCGGGGAUCAUGGGGGAGAGCGCGCUGGAGCCGGGGCCUGUGCCCGGAGCGCCAGCGGGGGGCCCGGUGCACGCCGUGACAGUGGUGACCCUGCUGGAGAAGCUGGCCACCAUGCUAGAGGCGCUGCAGGAGCGGCAGGGGGGCCUGGCUCGCAGGCAGGGCGGCCUGGCGGGCUCCGUGCGCCGCAUCCAGAGCGGCCUGGGCGCGCUGAGUCGCAGCCACGACACCACGAGCAACACGCUGGCGCAGCUGCUGGCCAAGGCGGAGCGCGUGGGCUCGCACGCCGACGCCGCCCAGGAGCGCGCCGUGCACCGCGCCGCCCAGGUGCAGCGGCUGGAGGCAAACCACGGGCUGCUGGUGGCGCGCGGGAAGCUCCACGUCCUGCUCUUCAAGGAGGAGGCUGAAAUCCCAGCCAGCGCCUUCCAGAAGGCUCCGGAGCCCUUAGGCCCAGCCGACCAGUCCGAGCCCGGCCUAGAGCAGCCGGCGGUGGAAGUUGAGGAGAGCUCUGACGAGGAGCCGGUGGAGUCCAGGGCACGGCGGCUGCGGCGCACCGGGUUGCAGAAGGUACAGAGCCUGCGAAGGGCUCUUUCGGGCCGCAAAGGUCCUGCAGCACCAACUCCCACGCCUGUCAAGCCACCUCGCCUUGGGCCUGGCCGGAGCGCUGAGGGUCGGUCCGAAGCCCAGCCUGCUCUGGAGUCCAGGCAGGAGCCAGAACCUCCUCAGGACACCGAGGAAGAUCCCGGGAGACCUGGGGCUGCCGAAGCAGCUGUGCUCCAAUUAGAGAGUGCAGCCUGAUGGCUGGUGCUGCCCGCCUCCCCCGUGCCUCAGCCUAGUCCCAAAAUAAAUCUUUCUCUCAGAAUGCAGCAUUCACGCCCAAAUAAGGAGUGAAUCCUGCAUCCACAGCCCAGCUCUGGGCCGUUCCUUCCCGGGCCCCUUCAGCCUAGUACCCUGUGUCCUCUAAAAGAGGAGCAGUCACUCACACCUGCUUGCACUCACCAUCAAUAAAAAGGAAUGUCACCUAA